AUGGGGCAGAAGGGGCGUCGCCGCCAAAACCUAGCCCAGAAUGGGGUGAAUAGAAGAAAGGACUCUCUCUAUCAACAAGUUGGCGAUGGCGAUUCUCAAAAUGGCGAAACAUUGACAUAUUCAAUGCCAUACCUUCCAGAGGACAUCUGGCAUCGUAUACAUUCCCUAAUGCCAAUGCGUGAUGCUGCUCGUGCUGCUUGCCUUUCUCGCGCCUUUCUACAUUCCUGGAGGUGUCAUCCCAACCUCGCCUUGGACUGGCAAACGCUUUGCUCCAAGUCCAAGGGAGGUGGAGCAAAUUUUAGCCGCAAAAUUGACAGCAUAAUUAGAAACCACUCAGGAUUUGGCUUGAAGAGAUUGAAGCUUGAUAUAUUUGAUGAUGACCGUACCUUGCCUUAUAUCGACAGUUGGCUCCAGUUUGCUGUCACACCAGGGAUUGAGGAGCUCACCCUUGUACUAUAUAAAAAGUACAACUUCCCAUGCUCACUUCUAUCUGAUGGAGUUAGAAACUCAAUUCGGUAUCUUGAACUUCGCCGUAGUGCCUUCCGUCCCAUGGCUGAACUUGGCCCCUUGAGAAGCCUAACAAGUCUGCAUCUGUGUUCCGUGCGUAUUACUGGGGAUGAAGUAGGGUGCUUUCUUUCCAACUCCCCUGCUUUGGAGCAGUUGGAACUUUAUGAUUGCAAGGAGAUAAUUUUUCUGAAGAUACCUUGCAUGCUGCAGCGGCUCAGGUGCCUGAGUGUUUUUUCAUGCUGGAUGCUUCAAUUGAUAGAGUGCAAAGCUCCAAAUCUCUCCAGUAUUUACGCUAGUGGAGAAAAUAUAAAACUCUCACUCUCAGAAGCAUUGUGCAUGAAGGAGUUGUGCAUGUGCUUUCCCAACGUCAUCAGUUAUGCUCUUGCUGAGCUGCCGUCCAUUAUGCCAAAUCUUGAGACUCUUGAAAUAGGUUCAGAGGAUGAGGUGGUUAAUACACCAAUGCUGCCUACCAAAUUCAUCCACCUCAAGCACCUGAAUAUUCAAAUUACAGAAUCCGAUGAUUAUUUUCACCUGGCUUCUUUCUUGGAUGCAUCUCCUUCCUUGGAGACUUUGUUCUUGGAUGUAUCUAAGGAUAAGGAAUAUGUGGAUCGUGAAUCAGUUUUUGGAGGUUCCUCACUACAUUUGAGGCAGCUGCCCGAAGACCGCCAUGUCUGCCUCAAACUCAAACGUGUGGAGAUCAUAGGGUUCAGCUCUGCAAAGAGCUUGAUUGAGCUCACACGUUGCAUUGUCAAGAAGGCAGUCUCACUUGAGCUGCUUGUGUUGGACACCCUUGAUGGUAGUGAUAGGUGUUGUGGUGAAUAUAAGUGUAGGCCCAUUGGCAAGACUGUUCUCGAGGAAAAUAAGUGUAGGCCCAUUAGCGAGACUGUUUUCAAGGAAGCCUCUAGAGCGGUCGUGGCUGUAAGAAGGUUCAUUGAGGAUCAAGUCCCGCCUACAGCUAAGCUGAGUGUCCUGGAGCCAUGCACACGGUGUCAUUCGAGUCAUGAGCUUGCAGCCGGUGAUAUGGCGGUGGAGGGUGGUUGA
This is a messenger RNA of Triticum turgidum subsp. durum (durum wheat), 1548 nucleotides long. Lineage: Eukaryota; Viridiplantae; Streptophyta; Magnoliopsida; Poales; Poaceae. The record is from the annotation of a GenBank genome assembly.